AAUGAGAAAAUGAUUUAAAUACAGAACUCUAAACUCACCAAUAUAGGCUAAAUAAUAGAACACUUUCUCCAAAUACAAAAGGAGUGGACAUUAUGAAUGUUAAUUAUUACACCAUAGAUUUCAUAAUUGUUCUUACUAUACACACUUUAUUGUUGUAAGAAAAGUAGUCUUUUUAUUCAUACAAAAGAGGGAAAUGUAGGGAACUGAUCUGGCACUGUUAUCUAUUCAAAUGCUAAAUACUGACCCCCAAGAUCUGGUUGCCUUUGGUGAGGAGAACCUCAGGUGUGAGGAGAUCUUCAUGAACACAAAAUGAUGCUAUGUAACCUUGCUUCCCAAGUUAAUUGAUUAAUAAAAGGCUAAAACCUGUGAUUGGGCAGUAGAUAGAGGUAGGUGCGUUUUCAGCUACCUGGCUUGGGGUCACAGGUAGGGAGAAAACGGAGAAGAAAGGACACACAGAGAAGAGGAGGCCACCAUGAGAGUGGAUGGACCACGAGCACAUGGCCAGGAGAAAUGGCAAAUAACAAGGGACAUAUGGCUGGGAUGUAAGUUAGAAUAACUCCAAACCUGCCCAAUCUAGGCUCACAGCUUGUUAAUAAAAUACAAGGAUUGUAUGUCUUUUGUACAGGCUAGCUUGAAUAUGUAAUUCCUUUUAUAGGCAAACAUAAGAAUUGCUUAGCAAUCUAGGACUCUGCUUGGCUUGGGCUAUGCACACAUACCACACUCCAAACAAUAUGCCUAUGCAAUCUGUAAGGAACCUAGGACCCCCAUUUGUAUUGAGCUAUGCACACAGCCAUCUCUAAAGAAUUGAGGGCUGGAGAGAUGGCUCAGUGGUUAAGAGCACCGACUGCUCUUCCGAAGGUUCUGAGUUCAAAUCCCAGCAACCACAUGGUGGCUCACAACCACCCAUAAUGAGAUCUGACUCCCUCUUCUGGUGCAUCUGAAGACAGCUGCAGUGUACUUAGAUACAAUAAUAAAUAAAUCUUAAAAAAAUAUUUUAAAAGAAUUGAAUAAGUUGUUCCACUCUUAACAACCAUUGAACUUGGACAGUUUCUAUUCAAAGAUGUUUCAACUACAUCUUGUAAGAGGAUAGUAAGAUUGAUAUAACCUGAAUUAAUUUUGGGUGCAUGGGUAACAAGAUGAAAGUAUGUACUCUGGGUGAACUUUUAGGGAGUAAACCCCUAUUUGCCAUCUUAUGCCUAUGUAUAAUUGGGUACACAUAUCAAAAAUCAGGUGCAUUAUGGAAAGAACGUGCACCGUAGGAAAGAGGUUAUUAUGCCCAGAUCCGAGGGUCCCCAAAGACCACUAGGAGUUGAACUCUAGUAUGCAAAGACAAAGAGUCUUUAUUCAAGCUCGAGCUUGGACCCUCAGGCCCCUCUGAUGAGCAAGGUAGCACAGAAGGCCCCAAGCAUCUAAGGUUCAGCCCUUUUAUUUCAGUUACAGCAGCAGGGUGAGUGGCUUAUCAGCUUGGCAGUUACAUGAUUGGUUAACAAUUAUUUCAGUUGGCUUAAAGAAUUUAUAUCUAUCUAUAACGUCUGGAACAUUAGGUAUUUUCCUGCUGGUGAACCAUGUUUAGGGUGGUUCCUUCCUGGAACAGUUUGUGGUUUUCUCAGUAAUUAGGGUUGAACCUGAGGAUAGGGCCUAGUGUAUAAUAAAAUGGAAGCCUGGUUACAAGAUGGAGUUUGUCUUGUCAAGUUGGGGCCCUUCAAGGUUACAUAACACUCUGUCAGUCUAGAUAAAGAAUCACCUAUGCAACCUUUAGCAACCAAAUUCCUCCUUCUCUUAAUUCCAUAAAAGGAAAUGCCAGACAGUCCUUGGGGACCUUUAGUCAGUGGCCCACGGUCACUAUUUUAACCACAUUCCUUCUUUCUCUUCUAUACUAUCACUUUGCUUUGGAUACAAUUUUGUACUUUGCAAAUCUGUAUCUGAUCAUUUCAAUGCUGUGAAUAAGAUGUCAUGAACCUGGCAGCACUAAGCCCAGACUCUGACCACCAGGAACAACUACACAGCUGUGAAGAAAAGAACCAAGCCAACGGGCUGGUGGAGAGGGGUGGGUGGGUACAGGGAAAAUGGAGAGCAGGUCCUGCUUGUGAAUGUGACAUUCAUGACCAAAGGUUCAUGACCUUUAAAGAUAACCAUGUCUCUAUCCUCUGCUGUAGGCUGAAUUACCACACAAGCUUUCUUGAUGGAAUAGAGGUCUUUGUGAUGCAGUCUGGUGGCCUGAUUCUGUUCUCUGUGACAUGCACAUGUCAAGGCUUGGCCCUGGGAGCUAUUAGGCACAUGGACUCUGAAUGUCCUAAGAGUAGGAUGGCUGGUCUCCUCAUGCUGAUGAGGUUCAGACCAUGCUGAGCACUAUGUGCUUUCUGUGGGACACUGAAUGUCCCUUGUAUGUCUAUUUCUGCUUCUUCAUCAUUGUCCUAAUUGUCUGGCAAGUGCGUCAGAAUUACCAAGGAUUGAAGUGCGAAAAUAGAAGAAGCUGCUGUCGGCGUCAUCAAAAAGUCAGGCAAAGGGCUAAAGAUGCAGCGUCAAGAGCCAGGAGACUUUCCCGAGAAGAAGAUGAGAAGCCAUGCGAGCUGCUCUCUAUCAUGAAAAGCCAAAGCUGGGUCCCCAAGCAGGGAAAUGUGCGGCAGCUCCUGUGUUUAGAUCCCAGCUGCCAAAUCUGUGAGGCUACGACUCUAGAGAUUCGGCAGUUGCUGCAGAGUAAGAAAAGCCAGAUCUCCCCUGCCUUGUUGGGACUGCCACAGAGAGCCGCUUGCCUGGAGAUGCCCAUAUCCAGUGAGUCUUUUGAAUGGAAUCAGGAUUUUUACUCCAGGUACUCCACAAACUCUCCAGUGGUGCCUGGAAACCAAACACUCACACAGCUAACAGAAGAGUUAACAGAGUCUACCAAUGCAGAUGGUGUCCUGCUUUGCUGGACUGAUCCCCUCCAGAUAGGACAGGAAUUUCAUCUGGCAGACAUGCCCAUGGCCUCUGAGACACUGGUUUCUCCAGGGCUUGAGGAGCCAGUGGUUUUAAUGAAUGAGGAAGACACAGUGCACAGCAAUUUAAACUAUAUCCAGCAGCUCCAAGACCAUGAGGCAUUGAACUCACAGAUUCCUUUUCAGACCCUGACCCCACAGCUUACUGUCACACAUCCUAUGGCUGUGUCGAUUGUCACCGAUGCCCCGCAGCCAUUCCUCAGUCCGGAAGUAUUAAGGCUUUUGGAGAUACAUGUGAAAAAACUGAUGCAUUUCCAAAGGUGGGGGCUCCCCAGACGUGUAGAGGAGUCCCUAAAGCAAUUCAUGCCAAACCCACCAGUGUAUCUCCCGCCAGAACAUAACCAACCAGUUUCAUUUAUCCUGAAUACUAGCUCUCAAGACUGUGUUCAUAGGUUUGAGGGUAUUUCGCCCGAGACCUGGUACUCAUAUAUGGAUGGACAACCUAUCCAGACCUUUUGGGUUUCUGAGUGGUCUAGUGGUGACCAAGGACAAAGACUAUCCUGCAAACCAAUCCCUAGCCCUGUGGAAAAGCCCUUACUCACUCCUGACUAUGAACUUUUACAUGACCUCUGUCUAUCGCCUGAGGGACAAGUUGAUGGCUCCCAGAGCAAUCUUCAGAAGAAAUUCACUCAGUUAUUCUGCGGUCUCCCUUCUAUGCAUAGUGAAUCCUUGGGGUCCACCUUCUUGUGCACUCAAGGUGUCUCCAAGAAUACACUCAAACCCCCCUACAAAGAGCCUCAUUUCUUGAAGGUGUCCCCACCUAUUCCCUUACCUGAGGCAGCCCCGCCCCCUUCUUCAACUUCUCCAAAUGAGUCUUUGGAUGAGCCUCAAAGAGCUCAGAUCGGUGGUGUUCCAUUUCUGACUCUGUCAGAAUGUAAAACUUUGGAGUGGCAUCUUCUACAAAGACAGCUUCAGCUUCAGUGGGGCCUGCCGGCUGUCAUCGCUAGACCUCCACGUGUGCAGAGCCACACGCAGUAUAAGCAUAAGCCAUGGAAUAAAGCCAAGCCACGUGAGACUUUAAAAUUUUUCGGGCCAGGAAAACCCUUCUCAGCUCUCACCAGAGAGCUUUUCUUCAUCCCUCAGCACGCUCGCAGGCUGCUGGAAUUCCACCUGCAGAAGCGGCUGAUUCACCUUCGCUGGGGGCUGCCCCAGAGGAUCCAGCGCUCCAUAAAUAUGCUGCUCUCCUCAACAGACCUGCAGUCCCUGCCCUGCGGUGGCAGUAGGCUACCUAAUGUGAGCAUCUCACAGCCAGGGAAACCAGAGGCCUAUGGGUCUGGUGAUACGUUCUUACCCACAGCGGGCAAAGGAACAACCCCCAUGCCACACUUGUUUGCCAAGGCACAGGAAAUGUUGAAAAGCCAUGAUACCAAAUGUGAACAGAUCCGGGAGGGCAAGGUCCCGGCCUGUGUCCAAAGCGCCUGGAAAGGCAGAAUUCCUGGGGAUUUGGCAGCAGGGACUUUAUUCCCAAACAUUCCACAAGGUCAGCCCCUGGAGCUUCAGGCAGAAAACAACCCUGACCUACAUCAAGAAGCUGUUUCCUGGAAACCAAUGGACCUUGACCAGGAGGCUCAGGCCUUUUCAGGUGUUUUCAUUGAACACUGUAGGCGACCCCAAGCCCUGUCUGAGGAAACCAUUAAGAAACUGGAGACAACUCUGAGACAUAAGUAUUUGGCCUUCCUGUCAGGCCUGCAGGCCCUUUACUGCAUGGCCCCAACUAAAGCAACAUCCCCAACUGUUGACCAAUCUGUAAUCACAACUAUGCCCUGGUCUGUCAAAAGCCCACAGAAGCCCCUAUCUCAGAAGUCUCCACUUGAAGCCCUAUGCCUGAGUGGGCUUGAGCCCUGUACUCAAGAUGACAAGGAGACUUCUGCAAACAUUGCAGAAGAGUUCCAGCAUGGAGCUCAGGGGCAUGGAAGGACAGAGAAGGUGCCUCCAGAGAGACAGCCUCUCCUGAAUAGACCCUACUCAUUAGACACAGAGAUCAUGGAGAGAGUGAGUUUCUACCUGAAAAGGAAGGCUCUGGAUAUAAAGUUGGGAAUUUCUCUAAAAGAGAGUGUGUUCCAAGAGCCAACUGCAACAGACUUGGAGAGUGAAUCUGUUCAGGAGCCUCUCGGGAGUCCACGGGAAAGCACACUGCUACAGGGACCGCCCACCUUAUGUCACGUUCCUGUAGCCCCAGAUCCAGAUAAGGUCUGCCUUAAACAGCCAGCUACUGCAGUGCAGGUUGUGUUUCAGGAGCAAAACCAACCGAGUUCCAGAGCAGUGCCCCAUAGAUCUGCCCGGCAGGGCUCACAAGUCCACAGGAAUAUGAUGGAGGCCCAAGUGCACUAUGUUCAGAUGGGGACCGGUGGGGAAAUGCUGAACCUAGGGGAACCCUUUAGCACUGAGUCCCAAAGCCCAGGCAAGAGUAAGUCAGGCUAUGUCCCUACAGUGGCAGGCAAGAGAAAAAUCCCAGGGAAACCCAAGGUCGUGGGGGACCUUGGAGAAGGGGACGCAGGUCUUGGAUUUUCCCUGGUCAGUCUAAAGACACGCCAGGAUGGAGAGCAGGAGAAGAGGCUCCUGCACAGACAACUCCAGGGCUCCUCACUACAGGCCCAAACCUUUCAUCUUGAGGGUGCCUGUCCACACAGCCCCCAGGAGUCCCCUGAGCUCCAGUUCGCAGAUCCACCUCCAGAAGUCUUCAUGGAGACAGACUCUGAGCAGGACAUGGAAGACAGUCAAAGCAAGGAAUCCAUUGUCCCAGAACCUGCGAGGACUGCUAAAGCCCCCCAGCCUAUGCUCUCCCGGGCUUCCCAGGGCCUUCCUUUCCCACGCUCACCAACUCAGAGAAAGCCUUCUCAGGGCCAACCUGGUCCAGGUCACGUCCCACCAGGGCAUGCAACGCCAGCCUCUCCCUACACGAGACCCAGCCGCCUUCCAGAGGCUGGCUUGAAAAAUAAAAUGAAAUUAUUUUUUCAUUCAAUUAAACUCAAGAUGAAGAGCAAAGCACACACGGAGCCAUCCACGGUCUCUACACCUGGAAAGGUGGCCAAAACCAGUAAAGAAAAUAUUGAUAGGGGUCUGCCUCAAGCCAAGAGCCCCACCAAGAAAACAAAGCCAGAGGACUUCAGAGGGCCCAAGGCCCAGUUUUCAGUAGUUGGCCCCUGUCUAACUCCUUCCUAUAUUCUAGACAGUAAGUUCUGGCCUCGACCUCGACGAGUUGGCUCUGUCUCAGUACUAGGCCACUCUUACCAUUGCCCUCGGCACUGUCCUAGGUUGGCUUAUGCCAAUCAACAGAGAAACCCACCCUAGGUCCCAGGGUUCACAUCAGAAAUGUUGUUCUGUUAAUGGACCCCCUCCUUUGUAUCCUUUAAAGAGAACGAUUAUUGUUAUUUUCUCUAAUGAACAGGUGGAUUAAGGAGCCACCCAUAAUAUAUUCUGUACCUGUAAACCAA
Molecule: messenger RNA, 6409 nt
Organism: Mus musculus (house mouse)
Lineage: Eukaryota; Metazoa; Chordata; Mammalia; Rodentia; Muridae
Gene: Spata31f1d
Product: spermatogenesis associated 31 subfamily F member 1D
Exons: 4
Coding region: 2340-6266 (1308 amino acids)
Cellular component (GO): membrane
Source: RefSeq, a predicted model, not a curated record